Messenger RNA from Alternaria metachromatica, 237 nucleotides. RefSeq lists its product as uncharacterized. NCBI's taxonomy places the organism in Eukaryota, Fungi, Ascomycota, Dothideomycetes, Pleosporales, Pleosporaceae. The coding region runs from base 1 to 237 and encodes 78 amino acids. The record is from RefSeq and is a predicted model, not a curated record. The transcript has a single exon.
AUGGCCACCAACGAACAGUUUCCUACCUUCAUCCACCGUAGGCGAAAGCCCUACGUGGCGCAAUUCACCUUCAACCGCAAACUCAGCGUACGGGAGCGAAUCAAACGUUUCAGGUGGUCAUACACCAGCCGCGAUGAGUACGAGCUCGACCAUGUCAUACGGUCACCAGGACGGCCACUGGAGCCAGCAACCAUCGUUUCAACCACCAUCACGCUCGAUGUCAUACGGAAAUAUUGA